Molecule: messenger RNA, 928 nt
Organism: Acaulospora colombiana
Lineage: Eukaryota; Fungi; Glomeromycota; Glomeromycetes; Diversisporales; Acaulosporaceae
Source: the annotation of a GenBank genome assembly
UGAACCAAUCUGCUCAAACAUAAUCGACACAACAAACAAGCUUUUAAUGGAUAGAUUGAAAAUCAAACGCGAUUAUACAUGGGAUCCCGUCACUAAUGAGGCUACAAAAUAUAUUGAUGAAUUAAUCGAUAACUCUGAUACUCGCAGUAAAUUCCGUAGCAAACUUCAACUUCCAUUUGUUUCACCAGAUGAACAUAUUCAUUUAGCAAACACUAUGAAAUACAUUGGGUCCAUCGUUUUGCUGACAAACUCUUCACGAAAUCCGCUCUUGGAUAAAAACUCUGAAGGUUGGCAGAAUUGUCAUAUCUUGACUCCGUUGAUUGAUGAUUGCUUUUUGACAUGUGAGAAAUUCAAAUUCAUCGGCGAAGAGAUAUCAUUGGCAUCUACUGAGCGUAAGAACUUAUCAAGGGAAGAAUCGGGAAAAAAACAAUCUGGACACAAAAUUGAUAUUCUAUUUCGUAUUGAUGAUGUGGAAUAUUUCGGUUCAGAAACAUACGUUGACGAAGAUCCACAAAACUCCAAACCGAUUUCCUACAAGCAUAAAAUUUUGCGAGAAAUGAAGGAUCAACUAGACCGUCUCUUAAAGAAGUUAAAAUUUACAAAGGAAACAAUUAAAUGGAUAAAGAACAUUGUUGUACAUGGAAUAAAUCAAAGAGAACAUACUGCAAAAGAAAACGCUGAGAAUGCAAAGCAAAGCCAAACGGAAAAUACCGAACUUAGAGAUAUGGUCACGAAAUUAGAACAAAAGCUGUCUUUAACCUGUCCAGAAUCAACGGUAAAUUCUCAGCCCCAGUCACGGAUUACUGUGUGUCCUGAGUUGAAAACUCGUGGUUCUACCAUUGGCACUAGCUCCGCUAUUUCUCCUGAAAUAAUAGGCGAUCCUGAAAUGUCAUCUAUUGGUGUGAGCAAGCUAAAGGCCGAGAAUUAA